UCAUCACAAAAUUUGCCAUUCCGACCUUUGGUAGAUUCUAAAAUACACAAAAUGGCUUACCUUUUCAUAUCUGUGGGCCGUGGUUUGUGGAAGAAGCUAUAUCUAUAACCAUUAGUUCCGUUUUAGAAUGGUGGAUUUUCAGGUCAAGCUUGGCACUUACAGCUUCUAUUCGCUUCAGUAUGAAGGUCAUCUCAUCCUCACUUAAUGCAACGAUCGUGAUGUUUAUCUGCAUAUCUGAGAUAUUAUGUAGCUUUUCUACGUCAUAGCGCCAAUGCAAAUUCCGCCGUCCCAACUCUACUACUAUCAAUAAACGUCAACGUCAAAAUCUGCCAAACACAGUGGCGAAACAUGCAUGAUGCAUGUGGUCGGUACAGAAUUGAAUUUGCUGGAAUCUGAAAUUAUUUUAAUUUCGUUUUUAUUAACACCAGAAUGACUAUAUUCCACGACGAGAUAGAAAUAGAAGAUUUUGAUUAUGACGAAGAAGAUGAAAUGUACUAUUACCCAUGUCCAUGCGGUGACAGAUUUCAAAUAAGCAAGGAGGAAUUAAUGGCGGGAGAAGAAGUAGCGACAUGCCCAAGCUGUUCUCUCGUUGUCAAAGUUAUUUAUGAUCUGGAAAAAUUCAAAGCAGAGUAUGAAGAAAUAGUAAGAGAUGAUACUGACAAAGAAACUGUUAAGGUAUAAAAAGAAAAUACCAAAUUUUGGUAAAUGAGCCUACAACAGACUCAGCAGGAUGAGUUGUCUGCAUCAGGAGCAGAGUUCUAGGAUGCAAUUAACAUUAUCUGUGAUCAAAAAUAUUUUAAUAAAGUUAGAUUGUUAA
This is a messenger RNA of Bombyx mori (domestic silkworm), 817 nucleotides long. It is a transcript of the gene Dph3, whose product is annotated as diphthamide biosynthesis protein 3. The coding region runs from base 430 to 681 and encodes 83 amino acids. The record is from RefSeq and is a predicted model, not a curated record. Lineage: Eukaryota; Metazoa; Arthropoda; Insecta; Lepidoptera; Bombycidae. The transcript has 3 exons.